Cooperia oncophora is the source of this 2376-nucleotide messenger RNA. Lineage: Eukaryota; Metazoa; Nematoda; Chromadorea; Rhabditida; Trichostrongylidae. The record is from the annotation of a GenBank genome assembly.
AUGUCUGCUCGUAUUCAGAAAAUGGAACGAGCUCUCGACUUAACCAAGUACAUUCAGCAGGUUGAAAAGCUACUGGCUCAACCCAUAAAGAUCCCUGGUUCAACGUUAGUUCAUCAACAAACUCGUGGUCUUUCUGGUAAUCGACGACCUAGCAUAUUUUCCGCAAAGGGAAUUUACCCUACGGAAGAAAUCCGGAAACACAAGCUCUCCAAAUUGUUUAACUUCCAACACGUGAAGGAGCGAGAAUGGCUUCAAGAGAUCUUACUGGAAGAAAGCGAUUCGGAUGAUGACGGGGAGAUGGCAUUCACAGUGCGAGAUAUUCGUGCAGCAGUGAAGGUUCAUCAGAUGCGUCGUAAGCUUCAAAAACGCUACCAUAGUGAUCGAUCGAACAGCCAGUUCACGUACUAUUCGGCCGGACUACUCAGCAACGACGAUCCUUUCCCAGAGCACCACAUGGUGGAGUCGGCUUUGGUCGGGCAUUUGCUCGACCCGCGCUCUCCAUUGAACAUCGAAAGCCUCCUGGAUGCCAUCACUGCUCUACUAAUUGAUUGCAAAAUUCCAUCAUUAAUGCGUAUAAAAAGCAUUGACAGCUUCAUCACUAGGUAUCAACAGGUUAUCGAACAGGUAUCGCAACACAGGUUGAAAGGUUCCGACUUCCGAUUAUUAAAAGUAAUAGGCCGAGGAGCCUUUGGAGAAGUGCAGCUCGUGCGACACACCCAGACGAAUUGUGUCUAUGCCAUGAAGCUUCUCAAUAAGGACGAUAUGAUCAAGCGAUCCGACUCAGCGUUCUUCUGGGAGGAAAGAGACAUCAUGGCGCAUGCAAACUCUGACUGGAUUGUUCGGCUUCACUAUGCUUUCCAAGAUCAACGAUAUCUAUACAUGGUCAUGGAGUAUAUGCCCGGUGGUGAUUUAGUGAAUUUGAUGACAACGUACGAUGUGCCUGAGAAAUGGACAAGAUUCUAUGCUGCUGAACUUGUCGAAGCCCUCGCUGCACUUCAUUCGAUGGGUUACAUUCAUAGAGAUGUCAAGCCAGAUAAUAUGUUGAUCUCUCGAAGCGGCCACAUAAAACUUGCAGAUUUCGGCACGUGCGUAAAAAUGAACAAGAACGGAGUUAUUAAGUGCUCAACAGCCGUCGGUACUCCAGACUACAUUGCCCCUGAAAUUCUGCAAAAUCAGGGCAAAGAAGCUGAAUUUGGCACCGAAGUCGACUGGUGGGCUGUUGGAGUAUUUAUCUACGAAAUGUUGAUUGGAGAAACCCCAUUCUUCGCAGAAGCUUUAGUAUCGACCUACUCGAACAUCAUGGAUCACAAAAACAGUCUUCGUUUCCCCGAUGAACCUGCUAUUUCAGCUCAUGCAAAGGAUCUCAUACGAAAGUUCCUGUCAUCUGCCGACGUACGAUUAGGGAAAUCAGUAGAUGCAAUUCGAGCACAUCCGUUUUUCAAAAAUGAUGAGUGGACCUUCGAGACCCUUCGUAAUGCUACUCCUCCAGUUAUACCUGAGUUGAAAGGCGAUGACGAUACUACCCAUUUUGAGGACAUAGAAGCGAAGCCGAUGAACGAGUCUUUCCAGCUACCAAAGACUUUUAUAGGGAAUCAAUUACCGUUUAUUGGAUUUACCUACUCAAAUGAACUCAGGAUCAUAUCGAAGUUUGUUAGUCAAGUAGCGGUCCGUUCCAGUCCCAUCCUGAAAAUCCAAGAAGCGUUCGAUUCGGUAAGUUUGCAUCUCGGCAGGUCUGUUAGCCACCGUGUGUCCAAAGAAAACAGCCUCCGUAGUUUCAAGGGUAGCAGAGUACCGGAUUGCGAAUUCGAGGAGGUGAAUCGUCAGCUUAGUGUUGCACAAGCUGCCCUAGUUGAAUCCGAAAUGAAGUUGCGAUCUCAGCUUGAGGAGACGGGUAAGAAAGAGGAAACCAUUCGUAAAUUGGAGAGCGAAGUUGCACGGUGUACCGAUAACCUGCGAAUCACUGAAAAUGAGAUGAUGCAAAUGCAAGAACGCCUGCGGCAACUGUCGGAAUCAGCUAACGAUCGUCGGAUGGAGCAGGAAUUGCGAGUACAGCGCGAGGUUGUCCGCAGUCUUGAGGAAAAAUUAGCCAAGGCUCGUGAUGACGAGGCAGCUGCUAAGCUCGAAGUGCGUGAGGUGCUCAAUAAGCUUGCAGAAGAGAAGGAAGCGAGUCGGAGGCAGGUCAUGACUAUUGGGGAUCAGAAACGAGAGAUCGAGGCGUUACGAAUGAAGAUUUCUGAUCAGAGUUCUAAAGAGGAUGAGCUCACGAGAAAAUUGAAAAAGGCACUCGAGGAUAGAAAGGAGAAUGGCAUUUUUCCAGGAAUCUCUUUCGCUUGCCAAGCAGUCCGAAAUGGAAAUGGAAAAGCGGUUGGAACAAAC